GUUCCAUUUCACACUAGUCGACUCCGCUGGUGUUUCCCAUCGGUGUUUUUGCAUCUCUUCGUCUUCUUUUCUUCAAUUGGUGGUGGUUGGUUCAUACUUUCAGGCAAGUGUAUAAGUCAAAACAUUUUUUGCCCUUUUAUUUAUUUAUUUAUUUAUUUAUUUUUGCUUUUGUUGGAACUGAAUUAUAUUUGGUUCAUUAAAAGCUCUCUUCUUGCUGGGGGUACCAAUUUUUUUGCUUUAAAAAAUAUUACUAGGGUUUGCUAGAAUGGAAGAGACAAGCAAAGGGAGCAAGAAAUGGCAGGAGGACAUCUAUUGGAACCAUUUUCACUGCAUUCACUUCAUUUCCCAUCUCUACGGAGAUUUUCAGAAGCAUCUUGCCAUCCCUAGAAAGUUUGCUUGUAAAUUGAAAAAGAAACUGCCUGAGAGUGUGGUGCUUAGAGGACCUGGCGGUUUUAUGUGGAAUGUAAGAUUAAGUAUGGAAGGUGACACACUAUACUUUAAUGAUGGUUGGCAAGACUUUGUUAUAGAUCAUUCUUUGCAAGAGAAUGAUACAUUGCUCUUUGAGUACAACAGAGAAUCCCGUUUUGACGUGUUCUUGUUUGAGCAGUCAAGCUCAUGUGAGAUUGAAUCUUCAUACUUUGUUAAAAGAUGUUUAGAUGUGGAUGCAACAGAUGAGAGCAGAGACCAAACAAAGAGAAAGAAUAGAGAAGUCAUUCAAAUUGAUGAUGAUGCAGAGAAAGAACAAAAAACUGCAAGAAAUAAAAGGGUUUCUUAUGUACGGUAUCUCUCAAAUAGAAGGCCAGUGACUAAGGAGGAAAAAGAUACUACUUUGCAGCAAGCACGUGCAGCAGCAAAUCCUGACAGUGUGGUGGUGGUUUUGCAGCCCAAGCAUGUAUAUGUGAAGUUCACCAUGGGAUUCUCUCACAAAUGGAUGGGCAAGCAUAUUUCUUCAGAUGACAAGUUUCUGAUUCUCCGUAUGAUGGAGAAAAUGUGGAGAAUUUCAUUGACACAUGUUCAAAUUCUUGAUUCUUGGAUGCUUAUCUUUGGUUUGGAGAAUUUUGAGCUUGGCUGGGAGAAUUUUGCACUCGGGAACUACUUAGAAGAAUCUGAUGUUUGCGUGUUUAAUCCUGCUGGUCGGAACAAAGAUGGCAUUUUCAUGGCAGAUGUUAGCAUCUUUCGCGUAGUGGAAGAGGUAGUUGCACCAAUUGGAGUGAAAUCUUAAGUACUGCUACUUAGGAGCAAGUGACAAUUUUUGGGUGCUUUCACGUCCUGUUCUGGCCGUUUCAUCCCACGUAUUUGGACUUUUGAGACAGCCAACUGAAUGCUGCCAUUUCUUUGUUUUUGACUGCUGCAAACUGUGAGGGAAGUCAGUUUUGAACUACAUUAAGAUCCGAGAAAUGGUUGUCUUGGUGGACCACAGGUGUAAUUGUUAUAUGGAUUGCUUGUUAAUGCAAUGAUCUUUUGUGAAACCUUAUUAACUUUAUCAUUGCUGUUCUGGAUUCUGGAAAUACUCAUGGGUUCAAGAAAUAGAAUACAGGAAGUGCCAGGAU
Molecule: messenger RNA, 1550 nt
Organism: Rubroshorea leprosula
Lineage: Eukaryota; Viridiplantae; Streptophyta; Magnoliopsida; Malvales; Dipterocarpaceae
Source: the annotation of a GenBank genome assembly